AUGCAUCAGCGCUCUGUGUCAACUCCUCCCCUCUCGCCCUCUCCCCCGCGCGGAUCUCUUUUCAACAAUAUCCCCCCCACGAACGGCAACAGUCUUCCACUGAUCCCACCUCCUGCACCUUUCUCUCACGUCCUCCAGCCUCCGUCUCCGCCUAGGACAGCCUUAGCAGACAGUUAUGACCUAACCAUCUCGCCAAACCGUCCACUAAGCCCACGGUCAUCUGCGGCCGUAUUCCCGAAUGCUUCAAUCAUCGCUAUGAACCCGUUAACGGGACGACCGGUGCUACCUCAGAUACCUGUUCUACCAGGUCGGCUAAGACUUUCAGACUCGGACGACGGUCAAGAUGAAGGUGAAGAAAGAGAGGGUGAUGAAUUUGAACACCCCGAUCAUAACCAGGAAGGCUAUUCAGAGGAUGAAUCACACGGUCCUGUGACGCGAGCGUACCGCCGACGACGAGAUCGAAAUCGACGACACCGCCAUGAUCCAUACGCUCAUUCUCCCACCACAGAAGCAGAGCACGCGCACGCACGGGCUCAUGUAGCAGCAAUGGCCGCAGCGGCAGCGGAAGCAGAGGCAGAUCAAGAACGUCGUGACCGUGAACGCAUCGAGAGAACCCUCGGCGAGAUGAUGGCCAGACAACGCGCAAGGGGAAGAAGCAAGAGCACAGUGUCAACCGGACUUCCAGAUCCACGACGUCACAGACAUUCUCACACCACGGACCACCGAGAAGGAGCACAACGACUGCGUCGACUCCCUACGCCGGACGGAACGGAGCUAGAAAUGGGCGUUCAUCACCACACCUACGUUGAAGACGAGGAAGACGAGGAUGACUACAUCACGAACGGAGACAGGGACAACGAUUCGGAGGCCGAACGAGACGAACUUAUGGGCCUGAUUAAUUCGAGUUUGCGAAGGCAUGUUGCGCGUGCGGACGAGGAGAAUUGGAUGUUCGGCGAGCCUUCGACCUUGGUGGGAACCAGGGUCGGAAGAGAUGAUGCUGGUGCUUAUGAGUGA
Molecule: messenger RNA, 1014 nt
Organism: Rhinocladiella mackenziei CBS 650.93
Lineage: Eukaryota; Fungi; Ascomycota; Eurotiomycetes; Chaetothyriales; Herpotrichiellaceae
Exons: 1
Coding region: 1-1014 (337 amino acids)
Source: RefSeq, a predicted model, not a curated record